Capsicum annuum is the source of this 2231-nucleotide messenger RNA. Its product is annotated as rab escort protein 1. Lineage: Eukaryota; Viridiplantae; Streptophyta; Magnoliopsida; Solanales; Solanaceae. Bases 120 to 1772 code for a protein of 550 amino acids. Gene Ontology annotation, biological process: protein geranylgeranylation; vesicle-mediated transport; intracellular protein transport. The transcript has 9 exons. The record is from RefSeq and is a predicted model, not a curated record. Gene Ontology annotation, cellular component: Rab-protein geranylgeranyltransferase complex; cytosol; cytoplasm. Gene Ontology annotation, molecular function: GDP-dissociation inhibitor activity.
UGAAUUUUAAAUCAUUUGAUUUAUUAUUGUUAAUUCCAUUUUUCGGUUUAUUCGUGAAUACCCCCAAAACUACCAAUUGCUAGAUUUUCUACUCGUAACUUUCCGAAGAACCCGUGCUAAUGGACGAAACUGCGUCGUAUCCUCCUAUUGAACCAUCCAACUUCGACCUUAUAGUUGUCGGCACCGGUCUGCCGGAGGCUAUACUCGCCGCCGCUGCCUCCGCCGCCGGAAAAUCAGUCCUCCACCUCGACCCUAAUCCCUCAUACGGUUCCCACUAUGCCUCGCUUCCGCUUCAGGAAUUCACUUCAUACAUCGAAUCACAAUCAUCCGAUUCUUCCCCGAUUUCGCGACCCGAUACGGAUUCGGGUUACACUCGGGUCGGUAUCGCUACCCGACCGAUGUACUCCUCCGUUGAGAUUACGUCUUACUCCGCGGAACCCUUGGAACAAUCUAGAAAGUUCAAUAUUGAUUUGAGUGGGCCGAGGGUUUUGAUGUGUGCAGAUGCGAUGAUUGAUCUAAUUUUGAAGUCUGAGGUGAAUCAGUAUAUGGAGUUCAAGGGCAUAGAUGGGAGUUUUAUCAGUGAUGGAGAGGGCAAUUUGGAGAAUGUACCUGAUUCGCGCAGCGCGAUAUUCAAGGAUCGGAAAUUAAGCUUCACGGAGAAGAAUCAGUUGAUGAGAUUCUUCAAGCUGGUACAAGGCCAUCUUGAAGCUGCAGCUGGUGGUGGUGGUGGUGAGCAGAGUAGCGAAAGUAGGAGCAUAUCAGAGCAGGAUUUAGAGAGUCCGUUUUCGGAGUUUUUAAGCAAAAUGGGGCUCUCUCCAAAGCUAAAAUCGAUUGUUCUAUAUGCAAUAGCAAUGGCAGAUUAUGAUCAAGAAAAUAGAGAUGUUGGCAAAAGUGUUCUUAAGACAAAAGAUGGUAUUAAUCGAUUGGCCCUUUAUCACUCAUCCGUUGGCAGGUUUCCUAAUGCACCUGGUGCUAUGAUUUAUCCCAUCUAUGGUCAAGGGGAACUUCCACAGGCCUUUUGUCGUCGUGCUGCAGUCAAAGGAUGCAUUUAUGUUCUUCGGAUGCCUGUUAAUUCUCUCCUUAUGGACAAGGCUAGUGGGAGUUGCAAGGGUGUUUGCUUGGCUUCUGAACAAGAAUUGUUCAGCCAUAAGCUGAUUCUAGCUCCAUCUUUUGCGGUUCAAUCACCAUUCCCCCAUUCUUCCCCUGAUACUCGUGAUUUUCGCUUGCGAAAUACGACUGAGAAGCUGGCGAGGAGUAUAUGUAUCUCGAAGCACUCUUUGAAAUUGGAUGUAGCCAAUUGUUUGAUAUUUUUUCCUCCUAGAUCUCUCUUCCCUGAGCAGGUAGCAGCAAUCCAUGUGCUUCAGUUGAGUAGCAACGUAGCUGUUUGCCCCUCUGGAAUGUUUUUGACUUAUCUUUCAGCUAUAUGUGAGGAUGAUGACCAGGGGAAGAAGCUAUUACAUGCAGCCAUCAAUGUUCUGUUUCAGGCUCCUGUUUCUGGAAGUUCUGCAAAUAACAAUUCUGCAGAGAACCAAAGUGAAACUGGGGAUGCAAGGCCUGCUUUACUUUGGAGUGUCUUGUAUACUCAGGAACUUGCGAAGUUUCAGGAUGUACUAGAUAACAUCAUCUGUACCCCCAUGCCAGAUGGGAGUCCAUAUUAUCAUGAUCUUCUGGGUGCUACAGAAAAGAUAUUUCAAGAGCUGUAUUCUGGUGAAGAAUUCUUCCCCAAAUCAACCUCAUCGGAGGAGGGUGCUGGCCAAGAGCUCGAGGACUAGACAACAAUAUUGAUGCUUCUGGUCUCUGGAUAUGUUUUCGUUUUAGCUGACAGAGGGUGGCAGAAUAUCACAGUUUGCAUUGACAAUGACAACAACAUACCCAAUGCAAUCUCACAUGUGGGGUGAGUGUAGGAUGUAUGCAUUGACAAUGACGACUAGCCACUAGGAUAUAGUUGAAGUGGUUUCGGUCCCUACCAAUGUUAGUGUUUGGUUCGAAAUGCUUUGUUGUUGUAAGAGUAGUAUGUUGGUGUUCGAGCUUCUUCGGCCUACAAUGAAUAGGAUUGAAUAUAGGGCAUGAGACUUGGUCUACUUUUGCGACCAUUAGUUUUUGCGUUUCCUGAUUUGAGAGUUGGGACUUCCCAAUUCUUUUGAUUUUUUCUUUUAGGAAUGGCUCUAUUUACUUCUUGUACGAUAAUAUAGCUUAUUUAUCUGAUUCCCAUUUCUUUCCUGUUUUUUCAA